Cladophialophora carrionii CBS 160.54 is the source of this 1659-nucleotide messenger RNA. RefSeq lists its product as uncharacterized. The record is from RefSeq and is a predicted model, not a curated record. Lineage: Eukaryota; Fungi; Ascomycota; Eurotiomycetes; Chaetothyriales; Herpotrichiellaceae. The coding region runs from base 1 to 1659 and encodes 552 amino acids. The transcript has 4 exons.
AUGCCACACGUUGCUUGGGAGAAUCGGGCGGCUGCCAAACGGGCCAGCGUGCAGAAAGCUAUUCCAACGCCAUGGCGAGUCAGCCCCGAUCAGAUACCACGCCGGCAAGAUCGUCUGCCAAUUCUCGAUGUUCCCCGGAAAUACCUGUCCGAGGACGAGUUGAUAAUUACGGAGACUGCUCCCUUGGACACGCUGGCCAAUAUACAUGCGGGGAUCUGGUCCAGCGAGGACGUUGUUCGUGCUUACUGCCAUAGGGCUGCCGUUUGUCACCAAUUUUCCAACUGUCUUACGGAGGUGUUAUUCGAGGAAGCCAUCAAGACGGCGAGAGAACUGGACCAGUACCGCCGUGAGAAAGGGUGCUUGCAGGGCCCGCUCCAUGGCCUCCCAAUCAGUUUCAUGGACCGCUUUCGGGUUUCUGGGACAGAAACAGCCGCAGGCUUUAUCUCGUGGCUCGGGCCUAAGGAGACUGAGGCCACCGAGUCGCUCAGUGUUCGUCAUAUGCGGACACUGGGCGCCAUCCCCUUCUGCAAGACUAACGUCCCUCAAAGCAUGUCAUUGGCAGAGACCACCAACAAUAUACACGGAAGUACCCGUAAUCCACAUUCAGGGCUUCUCUCCAGCGGUGGUGCUGCAGGAGGGGAGGGCGCAUUGCUUGCGAUGAAAGGCUCUCCAUUUGGAUGGGCCACCGAGUUUGCCGGAUCAGCCCGCAUUCCAGCGGCAUUUAAUGGUCUGUUCAGCCUCAAGGUUUCCUCCGGACGAUUGCCAACGCUCGGCAUUGCCUCAAGUGACUCAAGUCUGCCGUCGAGGAAUUUCACCAUAGCCAUGAUGUCAUGGGACUUCCCUUUACUGCGACACAUGGCAAGGCUAUGCCUCGGAGCCGCUGCGUACGAUGAAGAUCCCACGUGGGUCGACAUGCCGUGGAGGGAAGCCAAAAUCAGAGAGCUGAUGCCUAGACGCCCGACAUUUGCUGUCCUGGAAUGCGAUGGCAACGUCCAGCCACAGCCGCCUAUUCGACGAGCUUUGAGGUCGAUUGUUCACGCGUUACGGCGAGCAGACUAUCAUGUCCUGGGGUGGAACCCCCCACCCCAUGCAGCAGCGGUACAGGCUUACUUCAAAACCAUAGGCGCCGACGGUGCGCAAGCAACGCGACAGCACAUCAAAGAGGGUGGAGAGCCGCCCGUGCCAAUGCUAAGGGAGUGGUAUUUUCAGGAUACCACUGAGCCACUACCUCUGCCAGAGUAUUUGACUUUGAUUAGAUCACUCCGGAAGUACCAGGCAGAGUAUCAAAAGCUCUGGAAGUCGACUGGAAAGAGCACCAUCAAUGGCAUUCCGGUCGAUGCAGUUAUUAUGCCCGUCUGUGCGAAUGCGGCGUGCUAUGAGAAUACGUUGACAUAUUUUGGGUAUAGUGCGAUUGUCAACGUUCUCGACUUCCCAGCAGUCUCGUUCCCAGCCGGUUCCGUCGAUAAAACCCUCGACGCCAAAACCAGCUCAUUCGUCCCGCUGAGCCCAGAAGACAACUCCGUAAACGCCUCAUAUAACAGCUCCGCAUUUCACGGGGCGCCCAUAGGUCUCCAGCUCAUGUGCCGGAGGUUUGAAGAAGAAAAGGCGAUCAGACUCGUCGAGCUCGUUCUCCAGGCACAGGCCGCCUUCCAGGCAUGA